AUGGCUAAGAAUCGGACCCAGUAUCUCCUCCAUGGAAGCAACGAAUCAGCCGGUCCUGGUCCACUUUCUCCCUCUGCUCAAUCCAAUACGGAACUUUAAAAUUCCCAAUAUACCCUCCUUUCCAUAUCAGAUUUCCCUCUCCUCCCAAAUCUUCCAUGGCUUGACCCGAAAUCCCAACCCAAAUGGACUCUCAGCAAAGUCUUCCUCCACUCUCGACUCUAUCCACCUCAGCCUCCGCCAUCCUGAACUCUAAACUCGGCACCGACCACGACCUAACUCGAGCACCGAGUCUCGUUUCCUACUUGCUGACUCAGUGCGAUGAUCUGGACCGAGCCCUAAUCCACCUCAAUCGUACCCUCGAAUCAAGCUUAGCAUCUUACGCUUCCUUCUCCGAUCGCAUCGGCGACCUUUUCCGCGAUGUAAAUUCGAAGUUGACCGAUCUCGGAUGCUCCGUUUGUUCUCGGAGCUCCGUUUCAGAUGAGGAAGGAUUGGGAGAGGAGCUGCCGGCAUUGGCGAAGGAGGUGGCGAGGGUGGAAACGGUUAGAGCAUACGCGGAGAUAGCGUCAAAGCUUGAUAAUUUAGUUGGUGAUAUUGAAGAUGCUGUCUCUUCUACUAUGAACAAAAAUUUAAGAAACGAUCCUUCUACACGGAAUUCAGAAGAAUUACACCUGGUGGCUAUUAAAACACUUAAACUGACAGAAGACUUAUUAGGUUCAGUCACAAAGACACGCCCUCAAUGGGUACGUCUAGUCUCAGCUGUUGAUCACAGAGUAGAUCGAGCUCUAGCGAUAUUACGACCCCUGGCAAUUGCAGAUCAUCGGGCCCUUCUCACAUCCCUUAGAUGGCCACCACCCCUUUCUAAUUUGACUUCCUCAAGUUUGGAUACAAGGAAAUCAAAUGAGGUCCCAAAUCCUCUUUUUACGAUGCAAGGUAAUCUCAAGCACCAGUACUGUGAAAACUUUCUUGCCCUGUGCCACCUGCAGGAGUUGCAGAGACAAAGAAAAUCCCGGCAACUUGAGGGCCAUAAUCGGGAGGUUGCUCUUCACCAACCACUUUGGGCAAUAGAAGAGCUUGUCAAUCCUGUAUCUGUUGCAUCCCAACGCCAUUUUUCAAAAUGGAUUGAUAAGCCAGAAUUCAUUUUUGCUCUGGUGUAUAAAAUCACACGGGAUUAUGUUGAUUCUAUGGAUGAGUUAUUGCAACCAUUGGUUGAUGAAGCAAUGCUAACUGGGUACAGUUGUAGAGAAGAAUGGAUUUCAGCAAUGGUAGCCUCCUUAUCAACAUACUUGGCAAAAGAGAUAUUCCCCAUUUAUGCCGGUCAACUGGAGGAAGAGAGUAUGACUGGAAUUCGGUCACAGGCUAGGACAUCUUGGCUCCAUCUUGUUGACUUGAUGGUCUCUUUUGACAAAAGAAUAAAGUCUCUUGUAGAACAGUCUGGGAUCUUGCUUUCCCUUCAGGAAGAUGGGACCCUUCAGAUUUCAUCUCUAUCUGUCUUCUGUGAUCGACCUGAGUGGCUUGAUUUAUGGGCAGAAAUAGAGCUAGCUGAAACACUGGAGAAACUAAAAUCAGAGAUGGAUGAAGAAAAAAACUGGACUAAGAAAGUUCAAGGGGCAGUUCUCCCUAAUUCUGAUGAUUAUAAAUCUCCUGCAGUUGGCAGCAGCAUUUUUCGGUGUUUAUCAUCUUUGAUUGACAGAUGUCGAUCAUUGCCUACGGUUUCUUUGAGGUCAAGGUUUUUGAGAUUAGCUGGUACACCACUUGUAAAAAGGUUUUUGGAUUGCUUGCUUCUCAGAUGCCAAGAAGCUGAAGGGUUGACUGCCUUAACAGACGAUGAUGCCCUAAUCAAAGUGACAAACUCCAUUAAUGCAGCUCACUUUGCUGAAUCUAUUUUAAAAGAAUGGUGUGAGGAUGUUUUUUUCCUUGAGAUGGGAUUGGAGCAAGGUGAUCAACUUGGAGCAUCUGUUACUGAAAAUAGUGGUAGUGAGAUCCCAAUUGAAGAGUAUGGAAAUGGUAUUUUCCAUACGGAGAUUGUUAGGUUUGAGGAUUUCAGAACUGAGUGGGUUGAGAAGAUAUCAGUUGUUGUUUUGAGAGGGUUUGAUGCUCGAUGCAGAGAUUACAUUAAAAACAGGAGGCAAUGGCAGGAAAAGAGUGAAGGUUGGACGGUAUCCAAGACAUUGGUUGGGGCACUGGAUUAUUUGCAGGGGAAAAUGUCAGUAAUAGAAGAGAAUUUAAACAGGCUAGACUUUACUGGGAUCUGGAGGAGUCUGGCAGCCGGGGUGGAUCGAUUAAUUUUUAAUGGCAUUCUUAUUAGCAAUGUGAAGUUUCAUGAUAACGGAGUGGAGAGAUUUGGGUAUGAUUUGGAGGUCCUAUUUGGAGUUUUCAGGGCUUGGUGUUUGAGGCCUGAAGGUUUCUUCCCUAAAGCAAGUGAAGGCUUGAAGUUGUUGAAGAUGGAAAAGAAGCAACUUCAAGAUGCCCUGGCAGUUGGGGAGAAGUGGAUGAAGGACAAUGGAAUUAGGCAGUUGAGUGUAGCUGAGGUAGAAAAGAUCAGGAAGAACAGAGUGUUUACGAAGUAAAAGGCGUUUAAUUUUGGCUCACAUGGUAUCAUUGUAUCUGAGUAGACAGUGGACUUGGACAUAGAACAGAGAGGUUAGGUUUGUGUUUUACAUUGGCUCUUUACCUCUUGGAUUAACCCAUUUGUUUCAGAAAACAAUACAAUAAUAAAAAAUGAAAUUGUUUUGUUUAUUCUUAAGCACCGCUUGUUAUUAAUUGUAAAUGCAGAUUGAAACUUGUUGAGGUAUAUUACUAACUUUGUUGUAUGCAGCAGAUUGAUUGUUUUCUGUCUGCUGCUGCCUAAAUCAGGUUGUUGUAGAUCAUCAACAGACAACAGCAUUGCUAAGUUUGUUCUGUUUCAAUCUCCUUUUUCUUCUAUCAAUGAUAAUCCUGUUUAGCUUUGA
This is a messenger RNA of Theobroma umbraticum, 2948 nucleotides long. RefSeq names its product RINT-1 / TIP-1 family (gene MAG2). The record is from RefSeq and is a predicted model, not a curated record. NCBI's taxonomy places the organism in Eukaryota, Viridiplantae, Streptophyta, Magnoliopsida, Malvales, Malvaceae. Gene Ontology annotation, biological process: endoplasmic reticulum to Golgi vesicle-mediated transport; retrograde vesicle-mediated transport, Golgi to endoplasmic reticulum; regulation of ER to Golgi vesicle-mediated transport. Gene Ontology annotation, cellular component: Dsl1/NZR complex.